AUGUUCGCUUUAAAACCCCUUUUACUUUUGAGCAUAGUUGCUUCUGCGUUAGCAGAAAACUCUUGCAGUCAGGCUUCACUGCAGAAUCAACAUCCAGUACAAACCAACGAUUUGCUUUUUUCGCUAUAUCUUAAGGCUUACGGCAAAGAAUACUGUGACGACCAAGAAUAUAAGCUUCGUCAAAACUUUUUUGAAAACAAUUGGAAGAUAAUCAGUGAUUUAAACAAACAGCACCCCCACACCAAAUUUGGGCUUAAUCAUAUGGCUGACUGGUCUGAUACCGAGCGCCUGAAAAUGAAUGGCUUUCGUGGCGGACUGCUCUUAAGGAAGUUAUUCACCUUAAAACGUUACGUGGCACAGGGUAAUGCUCCGGAGUCAUUAGAUUGGCGUGAAAAGGGUCUCGUCACUGCAAUCAAGGAUCAAGGGCCUUGUGGAUCUUGCUACAUUUUUAGUGCCGUUGGUAAUAUCGAAGGACAAUAUGCAAAGAAAUAUAAUAAAACAAUCUCGUUUUCGGAGCAACAAGUUCUCGAUUGUGAUAAAAUAGAUGGCGGAUGCAAUGGAGGCAACCCUUAUAACGUAUUUAAGUAUUUGGCACAGGAAGGAGGCUUAGAAGAAGAAAAUAAUUACCCAUAUAAAGGAUUUCAAGGACGAUGUUCAACGGAUCUAAGCAAGAUUGUAGUUAAUAUUACAGAAGGUCAAAUUCUAGAAGUCGCUGAUGAAGAAGCACUCAAAGAUGCUUUAUACAAUUAUGGCCCCCUUUCCAUAGCUUUGAACUUUGAAAGUAGAAUGCUAAGCGAGUACAAGGGAGAAAUCGUUGAUCCGAACGACUGCGACCCAAAAGACGGUGUUAAUCACGCACUUGUUCUUGUUGGUUAUGGAACAGAGAACAAUAAACCGUUUUGGAUCAUCAAAAACUCUUGGUCUGCCACUUGGGGUGAGGCUGGUUAUCUACGCCUAAUUCGUGGGAAGAACGCGUGCAGUGUAUCAAACUACGUGUUUACUUCCACAAUUGCAUAACUAGCCGAAUUUGUUUUUAUUUUUUGCGAUUUCUUACAUAAGAUUCUUAGAUUCUGUUUGUCUCCACAGAAUUCUUUAAAGUCACUUUUAUCGUCGCCGUGGCGGUAUAAUAAAAUAAAUGACGUAUGUGACCACAAAGACGUAUUUCUUCUUAGUAUUAUUCUACAUGAUGCUUCCCUCCUUGUAAUAAGUAACCCACUUUCAUUUUGGUAAAUUUCGAGAUAUUGACAGCUAAAGCUUUUUUAUUUUAAAAAUGUCAAUUAUGCUAAUUUUGUCAAUAAAAGUGAAACCAAAUAAGAUAUAAAAAUCCACUUGUAAGGGUUAGUGGAUCUCGUUUUGCUCAUUCUAGGUAUGUUAAUAACCCAAUUUCGUUUAAAAUAUCAAAUUCAAAUUCAAAAUUCAAAUUCAAAAUAACCUUUAAUAAUAACGCACACA
Messenger RNA from Hyposmocoma kahamanoa, 1452 nucleotides. Its product is annotated as cathepsin L1-like. The record is from RefSeq and is a predicted model, not a curated record. The transcript has 5 exons. Gene Ontology annotation, cellular component: lysosome. Bases 1 to 1017 code for a protein of 338 amino acids. NCBI's taxonomy places the organism in Eukaryota, Metazoa, Arthropoda, Insecta, Lepidoptera, Cosmopterigidae. Gene Ontology annotation, molecular function: cysteine-type endopeptidase activity.